GGCGGCCGGGCGUGGGGGUGCCCGCCUGGCCUCCAGGUAGGCUGGGCCGCGACCCGGACCGCGCCGGGCGCCCAUAAGAGCCUUCUUGACUUCUAAAGAAAAUGGCAGAAACAUCACCACAGCCUUCUGAACAGCUUGUUGUUCACUCAGAUACUCACAGUGACACUGUCCUGGCCAGUUUUGAGGAUCAGAGAAAGAAAGGCUUUCUCUGUGACAUUACUUUAAUCGUGGAGAAUGUGCAUUUCCGGGCCCACAAAGCCUUACUUGCUGCUAGUAGCGAAUAUUUCUCAAUGAUGUUUGCAGAGGAGGGGGAGAUUGGCCAGUCCAUUUAUAUGCUGGAAGGCAUGGUUGCAGACACCUUUGGCAUCCUGCUAGAAUUUAUCUACACAGGUUAUCUCCAUGCUAGUGAGAAAAGUACGGAACAAAUCCUGGCUACUGCUCAGUUCUUAAAAGUCUACGACUUGAUAAAGGCUUAUACAGACUUCCAGAAUAAUCAUAACUCCCCAAAGCCAACAACUUUGAACAGAGCUGGUGCUCCAGUCGUUGUUAUUUCUAAUAAGAAAAAUGAUCCUCCAAAACGGAAACGGGGAAGACCAAGAAAAGUCAAUAGUUUGCAGGAGGGGAAAUCAGAACAGGCUGCAGAGGAAGAAAUCCAGCUAAGAGUGAACAAUUCGGUUCAGAAUAGACAAAACUUUGUUGUUAAAGAAGGAGACAAUGGUGUACUGAAUGAACCGAUUCCAGUAAAAGAAAAGGAAGGAUCUGACCCUGCUUGUGAACCAGGUAGAAUGGAGGAGAUGCCCACUGAAAAAGAUGAGAACUGUGAUCCCAAGACCCAGGAUGGGCAGGACCACCAGAGUAGAUGCAGCAAGCGGAGGAUUCGGAGGUCUGUCAAACUUAAAGAUUAUAAACUUGUUGGGGAUGAAGACGACCAGGCUUCAGCCAAGAGGAUAUAUGGAAGGAGAAAGCGCCCCAGUGGUCCUGAGGCCCGCUGUAAAGACUGUGGCAAAGUCUUUAAAUACAAUCACUUUUUAGCAAUCCAUCAGAGGAGCCACACAGGGGAGCGACCCUUCAAAUGUAAUGAGUGUGGAAAAGGCUUUGCCCAGAAGCACUCUUUGCAGGUCCACACCAGGAUGCACACAGGCGAGCGGCCAUACACCUGCACCGUGUGCAGCAAGGCUCUGACCACCAAGCACUCACUGCUGGAGCACAUGAGCCUGCACUCAGGACAGAAGUCUUUCACCUGUGAUCAGUGUGGAAAGUAUUUCAGCCAGAAAAGACAACUAAAGAGUCAUUACCGAGUUCAUACAGGCCACUCAUUACCGGAAUGCACCCACUGUCAACGCAAAUUCAUGGAUGUGUCUCAGCUAAAGAAACAUCUACGAACACACACAGGUGAAAAGCCAUUUACUUGUGAAAUCUGUGGCAAGUCUUUCACAGCAAAGAGUUCUCUUCAGACCCACAUCAGAAUUCAUCGAGGAGAAAAGCCAUACUCCUGUGGCAUCUGUGGCAAAUCCUUCUCUGACUCCAGUGCCAAAAGGAGACAUUGCAUUCUGCACACAGGCAAAAAGCCUUUCUCCUGCCCAGAGUGUAACUUACAGUUUGCUCGCUUAGACAACUUGAAGGCUCACUUGAAAAUCCACAGUAAAGAGAAGCAUGCAUCAGAUGCCAGCAGUGUUUCUGGUAGUAGUAAUACAGAAGAGGUCAGAAAUAUUCUUCAGCUACAGCCAUACCAGCUCUCUACCUCUGGAGAGCAGGAGAUUCAGCUUCUGGUAACUGAUUCUGUACAUAACAUCAAUUUCAUGCCUGGUCCUAGUCAGGGAAUCAGUAUCAUGACUGCUGAGAGUUCCCAGAACAUGACCGCAGACCAGGCUGCUAAUCUCACCCUGCUCACACAGCAGCCAGAGCAACUGCAGAAUUUAAUUCUUUCAGCUCAGCAGGAGCAAACAGAACACAUUCAGAGUCUCAAUAUGAUUGAAAGCCAGAUGGAGCCCUCACAGACAGAGCCAGUGCAUGUAAUUACACUGUCCAAGGAAACCCUGGAACAUCUUCAUGCCCAUCAAGAGCAAACAGAGGAGCUCCAUUUAGCGGCAAGUGCUUCAGAUCCAGCUCAGCACCUGCACCUGACUCAGGAGCCUGAAUCACCACCACCUACUCACCAUGUGCCCCAGCCCACUCCACUUGUCCAGGAGCAAAGCUGACCUGUGAACACGUUUGACUGCUCCAGCUAUAGCAGGAUGGUAAACUCUUGAAAUCAGGCUCUCUGAGCUGACAACUUAGGUUCUUAAAGAAAUGUGAUAGCCAUAAGAUGUUUAUAAUGUGCUCUGUCUGGGCAGCUAAACAUGUUGUGUGUGUGUGUGUGUGUGUGUGUAUGUAUGUAUCAUGUUUCCUCUAUAGUACCAAUUUGAGUUUAGCGUUUCAAAUAAUGAUAAAUGGUUUUCAUUUUCAUUACAACAUCUCUUAAAGAAUAAGGUAAUUUUUCUUUGAGGUGUUGAUUUAGGCUUUUUGGUAAGUAUUAAAAUGUUCACCAACCAAAGGUUAUGGUCUUACUGACCUUUCCAGUAUAUUCUUUAUUCUUCAGAACAAAUGAAGUCAUAUAUAGAUUGAAUUGGGUAAAGCAGUUGCUUCUACUCCUUUAUUUCUCUUAGGCAACACAGUUGCCAGUCCAAGAUAAGUCAGGGCUAAAUAUGACAAAUCACAACAUUUAGUUGAUCCCCUAAGAGUAAUUUUUAUUUUUUUCUAUACUAAGCAUUGAACCCAGGGCCUCUCGAAUGCUAGGCCAGUACUCUGCCACUGA
Molecule: messenger RNA, 2794 nt
Organism: Marmota flaviventris (yellow-bellied marmot)
Lineage: Eukaryota; Metazoa; Chordata; Mammalia; Rodentia; Sciuridae
Gene: Zbtb24
Product: zinc finger and BTB domain containing 24
Biological process (GO): regulation of transcription by RNA polymerase II
Cellular component (GO): nucleus
Molecular function (GO): DNA-binding transcription factor activity, RNA polymerase II-specific; RNA polymerase II cis-regulatory region sequence-specific DNA binding; protein binding
Source: RefSeq, a predicted model, not a curated record